Neogale vison (American mink) is the source of this 2590-nucleotide messenger RNA. It is a transcript of the gene FYN, whose product is annotated as FYN proto-oncogene, Src family tyrosine kinase. Gene Ontology annotation, biological process: cell surface receptor protein tyrosine kinase signaling pathway; protein phosphorylation; cell differentiation. Gene Ontology annotation, cellular component: extrinsic component of cytoplasmic side of plasma membrane. Lineage: Eukaryota; Metazoa; Chordata; Mammalia; Carnivora; Mustelidae. Bases 631 to 2244 code for a protein of 537 amino acids. Gene Ontology annotation, molecular function: ATP binding; non-membrane spanning protein tyrosine kinase activity; signaling receptor binding. The transcript is spliced from 15 exons. The record is from RefSeq and is a predicted model, not a curated record.
CGGAGCCGGCGGGGAGGGGGCUGCCGCGGGAGAGGAGGAGGGGUCGUCGUGACCAAAGGCCGCCGAGACCCGCCCGCCGGCCGGCCGCGAAAGCAGUGGCAGGCUGCCCUCCGAGCCGCGCGUCCUCUUCCGUCCGGGCGCGCGGCGCUUCAGCCAGCGCACCGGGAGCUCUCCGGGCGCACACAAAGCCGCCGCCCGCGCCGCACCGCCCGGCGGCCGCCGAUCGUGCCGGAGAAGGAUCGGGCCGCCGGGCCGGGGAUACCCGGCGCCGCCCCCUCGGCGCUCUCGGAAGGCCCACCGGCCCCCGGGGCCCACCGAGGAACCAGCGGAGUCGCCUCGGUCGCGCCGGUGGAGGGCGGGGAGAAGACCAUGUGAAUGGGCUCCGGAGCCUGAGCGCCGCGCAGUUUUUUGAAGAAGCAGGAUGCUGAUCUAGACGUGGAAAAAGUGCCCUGGGUUCCCAUGAAAGGCUGGACUUAAGCAUGUCUCACUCGCCACCCGUGGGAUCCUAUUCUGCCCUGGUCUCCACGGCCCAGUCACAUUGCCUUGGAGGACCGGUCCAGCAGCUGUAGAAGAAGACAUGCGGUGUAUAUAAAGUUUGUGAUAGUUGGGGGAAAUUUUGGAAUUUAGAUAAUGGGCUGUGUGCAAUGUAAGGAUAAAGAAGCAACAAAACUGACGGAGGAGAGGGACGGCAGCCUGACCCAGAGCUCCGGGUACCGCUAUGGCACAGACCCCACCCCGCAGCACUACCCCAGCUUCGGCGUGACCUCCAUCCCAAACUACAACAACUUCCACGCAGCCGCAGGCCAAGGACUCACCGUCUUUGGGGGUGUGAACUCCUCGUCUCAUACCGGGACCUUGCGUACCAGGGGAGGAACGGGAGUGACCCUGUUUGUAGCCCUUUAUGAUUAUGAAGCACGGACGGAAGAUGACCUGAGUUUUCACAAAGGAGAGAAAUUCCAAAUACUGAACAGCUCGGAAGGAGACUGGUGGGAAGCCCGCUCCUUGACAACCGGAGAGACUGGUUACAUUCCCAGCAAUUACGUGGCUCCCGUUGACUCUAUCCAGGCAGAAGAGUGGUACUUUGGAAAACUUGGCCGAAAAGAUGCUGAGCGACAGCUUUUGUCCUUUGGAAACCCGAGAGGUACCUUUCUUAUCCGUGAAAGUGAAACCACCAAAGGUGCCUAUUCACUGUCCAUCCGGGACUGGGACGACAUGAAAGGAGACCACGUCAAACAUUAUAAAAUUCGCAAACUUGACAAUGGUGGAUACUAUAUUACCACCCGGGCCCAGUUUGAAACACUUCAGCAGCUUGUACAACAUUACUCAGAGAGAGCCGCAGGUCUCUGCUGCCGCCUAGUAGUUCCCUGUCACAAAGGGAUGCCAAGGCUUACCGAUCUGUCUGUCAAAACCAAAGAUGUCUGGGAAAUCCCUCGAGAAUCCCUACAGUUGAUCAAGAGACUGGGAAAUGGGCAGUUUGGGGAAGUAUGGAUGGGUACCUGGAACGGAAACACAAAAGUAGCCAUAAAGACACUUAAACCAGGCACAAUGUCCCCGGAGUCAUUCCUUGAGGAGGCACAGAUCAUGAAGAAGUUGAAACAUGACAAGCUGGUCCAGCUCUACGCCGUGGUGUCUGAGGAGCCUAUCUACAUUGUCACCGAGUACAUGAACAAAGGAAGUCUCCUUGAUUUCUUAAAAGAUGGGGAAGGAAGGGCUCUGAAAUUACCAAACCUCGUGGAUAUGGCAGCACAGGUUGCUGCAGGAAUGGCUUACAUCGAGCGCAUGAAUUACAUCCACAGGGAUCUGCGAUCAGCGAACAUUCUAGUGGGGAAUGGACUCAUAUGCAAGAUUGCUGACUUUGGAUUGGCCAGAUUGAUCGAAGACAACGAGUACACAGCAAGACAAGGUGCAAAGUUCCCCAUUAAGUGGACAGCCCCCGAAGCAGCCCUGUAUGGGAGGUUCACAAUCAAGUCUGACGUGUGGUCUUUUGGAAUCUUACUCACAGAGCUGGUCACCAAAGGAAGAGUGCCAUACCCAGGCAUGAACAACCGGGAGGUGCUGGAGCAGGUGGAGCGCGGCUACCGGAUGCCCUGCCCGCAGGACUGCCCCAUCUCUCUCCACGAGCUCAUGAUCCACUGCUGGAAAAAGGACCCGGAAGAGCGGCCCACCUUCGAGUACUUGCAGGGCUUCCUGGAAGACUACUUCACCGCCACGGAGCCCCAGUACCAGCCCGGUGAAAACCUGUGAGGCCGGGGUCCGCAGAGAGAGGCCUUCUCGGCGAGGCUUCCCCGCCCCCUCCCCAUUAGCUUUCAGUUCCGUAGCCAGCUGCGCGAGCACGGCUCGCCGUCCCGGAUCAGAUUGCAUGUGACUCUGAAGCUGACGAACUUCCAUGGCCCUCAUUAAUGACACUUGUCCCCAAAUCCGAACCUCCUCUGUGAAGCAUACGAGACAGAACCUUGUUAUUUCUCAGACUUUUGGAAAAUGCAUUGUAUCGAUGUGAUGUAAAAGGCCAAACCUCUGUUCAAUGUAAAUAGUUACUCCAGUGCCAACGACCCUAGUGCUUUCCUUUUUUUAAAAUGCAAAUCCUAUGUGA